AAUGUAAAUGAACAAACCCUGACUCGCAAUGUCAAAAAUAAUCGGCAGUCAAGCAUGGCAUAUUCCCUCAUCCGAUGACUUGUUUUGGAUAUAAAAAAGGUUCAUAUUAUAUAGACACCACAACUCCUGGAGCAAUGAAGUCCUUCUUAUGUUUCAGUAUUUUGAUUGUCAACUUCGUUGCUUGUUUAAGCUAUACAGACCAUUUUAACGGAUAUAAAAAUGAAGAUGAUAAGUAUGAUCGAUUGAUGAAACUACUUCGCAGCAAAGUACGCCAACUAAAGGAAAAUGAGGCAAAAAACAAGCGCAAUAAACCGAUACCAGUAGCAUUUAAGAAAGACAAACCAGAAGAUUCAGAGGAAAAUUUAAAAGCCAUAGAAGAACAGUAUGUUGAUCCAGACUCGAAAAAAAUGGAAAUCAUCGAGAGCUUCCAGGUUCUAAAGGAUCACAAGAAGUUCAAGCCAAAUCAUAUCCAUCCAGAGGAAAGUAAACAUGUCAAAGCAGAGGCUUUGGACAGGCAUAUAUUAACCCAUGCUCAGAAAGUACAGCUAAACAUGGAGUCUGAAAAUUCAAAUGAAAACGACAUAAAUAGUGGUGGUAUUUCAAAAAGAGGUUUUACAACAGGUCGUCUGUGGACUAAGAAAACAGUACCCUAUGAAAUAGAUUCAAGUCUAGAUACUCAAGAGGCAAGGAAUGUAAUUAACCAGGCUAUACAAGUUUUCGCUAAAUUGACAUGUAUUCAGUGGAAACCACACACAACUACUUUAGAAACAGAGCUUGGACAUCAAUCAUACGUUAGAUUUUUUAGCGGCAGCGGAUGUUGGUCGCAUGUUGGUAGAAGUAGUAAUGGGGAACAAAAUUUAAGUCUCAAGGCUCCUGGUUGUCUAGGGCUUGGAACUGCUUUGCAUGAAAUGUUACAUGCUCUAGGACAAUGGCACGAACAGAGCAGAACAGAUAGAGAUGACCAUGUUUUUAUAGAUUACAGUCAAAUUGGAGUAGAACCAGGUGAUGGUAAUUAUGGAAAAUUCAACACGAGAGAUUUAAAUCCAUAUGAUUAUGAAUCAAUAGAACACUACUCAUUAAAAAAAGGAUUCGAGGCAUUACAACCUGAUUUAGGAUUCCUAGCAUCAUAUGGAUCUGGAUUUUCCUUUUACGAUAUUGCUGACAUUACAGACGCAUAUAAAUGUACAGAAAAUUGCUUGAAUCCGCCCGAAUGCAAAAAUGGUGGUUUUAUAAACUUUGAAUGUAAAUGCCAUUGUCCUUACGGUUUGACUGGCGACAAUUGUGAUUCUGUUAUCAACAGCGGAGUUUGUGGUGGAAUCAUCGAUCUUAUCCCAGGGGAAAAGGCAGUUAUAAGGUCACCAAAUUUUCCAAAUACGUAUGACGUUGGUAUGGAGUGUGCGUGGCUUUUAAGGGCACCAUCUAGUUUUCAUGUGCGACUUGAGGCAGACGUAUUCCAUCUUCCAUAUGACGCAGAAGAUGACAGAUGUUAUCAUUGGUUACAAGUAAGAUACAAUCUAGUUGGGCAGACAGGGAUAAGAGUUUGCGGUGAUUCUAGUGGUGAUUCGUGGGUUACCUCUCCUUGGGGUCAAAAGAAUCUCAUGUUGCUAAUUUUCGACAGUGAAUUUGGAAAACUACAAUCACCAGAGAAAGGAUUUUCUCUUCUAGCUACAACAACUAAUGAUGGAUGCAUUCCAGAUCCAUGCAUAUAUGGAGUUUGUAAGGAUUGUGAAAAUCAGGCAUAUCGUUGUGAAUGUGAUCCAGGAUUCGAAGGACAGAACUGUGAUCAAGCCAAAGCUUCAGAAACGUUGGCAUGUACAUUUGAAAAGGGAAGUAAAUGUUUUAUGAAGAAUGUAGACAACGACGAGUUUGACUGGAAUAUGUACGCCGGCCCUACAGUUUCCGAUCUGACUGGACCGGAAAGUGCAGUUGAGGGAUAUAAUUACAUGUACGCUGAAUCAUCAUCCCCAAGGUUACCCAAUGAUAAAGCUGUUUUACAGUCUGAUAUAACUUUACCUGCGGAAGACCGUUGUUUAAAAUUCUAUUACAAUAUGUUUGGUGCCGGAAUCGGAUCUUUAACUGUCAAAUCAACCUCAAAUGUCUUGUGGUCAAAAAGUGGAAACCAAGGAUUUAGUUGGCUUGUUGCUGCUAUAAACAUACCUUCAACAGUCAAUUUACAGAUUGUAAUUGAAGCAACACGUGGAAGUGACUGGGAAGGUGAUAUAGCUAUCGAUGACAUCAAAUUAAUUCCAGGGAUUUGUGAUAUGCCUGUGAAGUCUGACUGUCUUUUAUCUGCCCUGGGAAAAGAUUACAUCGGAACCCUAAGUGUAACAAAAGACGGGAAAACAUGUCAACGUUGGGAUUCUAAUUCUCCUCACUCACAUUCUUAUCAUGCAUAUGACAAUGACGACAAUUAUUGCCGAAAUACUCUCGGUGAUGAACCUAUGCCAUGGUGUUACACCACAGAUCCCGACGAUCGAUGGGAAUUUUGCGAAAUUCCAUACUGUCAUAUACAAGAAUGUGUCCGGUCUAUAAAUGGAUACGAUUACUUGGGAAGUAAAGCUACAACAACACAGGAUAAAGCUUGCGAAGAUAAUGCGGUUUGUAGAGGUAGUGGAAGCGAUCCUUCCCCAUGGUGUUACGUGGACGAUCAGAUCAUAAGAUGGGAUACGUGUGACAUUGCGACUUGUACUGAUAAGCCUAAAGAGUGCUUGCAAACUGGUAAGGGCACUGAUUACUUUGGAAGUAUAGCAGUUACAAAAACUGGUUCUGAAUGUCAACGUUGGGACAGCCAACAACCGCAUCAACAUGAUUACUGGUACCUUGAGGAUCAGGAAAACUUUUGCCGGAACCCAGAUGGCUCAACAAGUCCUUGGUGCUUAUCAACAGAUCCAACUGGUGGAAAAGAAUACUGUGACAUUCCUUUUUGUGAUAAUCAAGGAUGUACAACAAACCCGUGUUCACAUGGGGGAACCUGUCAGACUACAGAAAACGAUGGAUAUUCAUGUCAGUGUCUAAAUGGAUAUGAAGGUGAUCGUUGUGAACUAAAAGUUCCAUCAUUAAACGAUUGCAAGAGGUCAAUAGCUGGAUAUGAAUACCAAGGACAAAUAAAUACAACUAUUGGAGGAUAUACUUGUCAGAUGUGGGCUUCAGAUAACCCUCAUUCUCAUAGCAAACACGAUUUACCUGAAAAUUUCUGUCGUAAUCCGGACAAAGAUGAAAAACCAUGGUGCUACACGAAUGAUCCCCAAAUACGAUAUGACUUCUGUGAUAUUCCAUUCUGUACAACUCCUGCCAAACAGUGUCUGCAAUCAGAUAAUGGCAUCGAAUACUAUGGGAAUGUUCGUCAAACAGAAGAUGGGGUACCGUGUCAGAAAUGGGCUGAUCAAGCACCACACACUCAUUCAUAUAGUUUUAUUAGCGACCAAGAAGACUACUGUAGAAAUCCAGGAGCUGGCGAGAAUAGGCCUUGGUGUUAUACAACCGAUUCUAACGUUAGAUGGGAUUACUGUGACAUUCCUCACUGUUAACAUGAAACUACACAAAUGUAUACUUGAUAUGGACUAAUUGUUUGCUAUAGUUUAACCAACAAUCAAAUUCUUACUAUCAUCUAUAUGAGAAUAGAUACAGAAUAAUCGCCCAUCUGCUCACAGACUACUUGCACUAUCUUCUUUUCAUCAUUAAAGUCUUGUUUUAAG
This is a messenger RNA of Mytilus californianus (California mussel), 3695 nucleotides long. RefSeq lists its product as uncharacterized. Gene Ontology annotation, molecular function: signaling receptor binding; zinc ion binding; metalloendopeptidase activity. Lineage: Eukaryota; Metazoa; Mollusca; Bivalvia; Mytilida; Mytilidae. The record is from RefSeq and is a predicted model, not a curated record. Bases 75 to 3527 code for a protein of 1150 amino acids. Gene Ontology annotation, biological process: proteolysis. Gene Ontology annotation, cellular component: membrane. The transcript has 25 exons.